This is a messenger RNA of Coffea arabica (coffee), 648 nucleotides long. RefSeq names its product putative UDP-glucose flavonoid 3-O-glucosyltransferase 3. The record is from RefSeq and is a predicted model, not a curated record. Lineage: Eukaryota; Viridiplantae; Streptophyta; Magnoliopsida; Gentianales; Rubiaceae. Gene Ontology annotation, molecular function: UDP-glucosyltransferase activity.
AUGAAGAAAACAGAGCUGGUUUUUGUUCCUGCACCAGGCAGAGGCCACACAGCAUCCAUAAUCGGGUUCGCAAAGCAGCUUCUUCAAAGAGAAGAACGCAAAUCAGUAACUGUUCUAGUCAUAAAGCGGGCUACUCCACCUAAACUUGAUUCAUACAUUGAAAAAUUAGCGGCCGCCAAUUCUAAUAUCCGAUUCAUUAACCUCCCUUCUGUUGAUCCACCCAUGGGAGGUUUUGAGCAUCCCCAGAUAGCAGAGAUGGCGGCUGCUCUGGAGCGAAGUGGAUAUAGAUUCUUAUGGUUGCACGGGCGGCAGCACCAAAGGAAUUCAGUGCAAAGCGACUUGUGGAAUGGUGUGCCAAUUGCAACAUGGCCUGUAUACGCUGAACAACAAUCUAAUGCUUUUCAAUUAGUAAAAGAUUUGGAAUUAGCCAUGCAGUUGACCUUAGACUACCGUUUUAAGAAUCCUCAUAAGCUUGUACCAUUUAAUGAGAUAGAGAAGGCCAUAAGGUGUUUGAUGGACGAUGAAAAUCCUGUGCGAAGGAGAGUUAAGGAGAUUGGAAAGAAGGCUAUAGAAGCAUUGAUGGAUGGUGGCUCUUCUUUCAUUUCACUUAGACGUUUCAUUGAAGAUCCUUUGGUAGCGCAAAAAUGA